GUUGCCAACUUUCGUUCGGAUCCGUAGCCAGUGUCGCUUAAAGUCAUACUUAUUUUGUAAAAUGGAAUUUUUAAUUUGAUUUCAAAUCGGAAUAGAAAAAAAAUUUAAUAUUAUAAUAAACAUACAUUCGUUUUUAUCAUUAAUAAAUAGUUAAUUAUCAUGGGUCAAAUUAAAAGUGAGGGCAGAUUUUUUGAUAAAUUUUUUGCCGUGAUAUAUGCAUGUGCAUGUGCGCACACUUUUUAUGAUUUGAAAAUUGAUCCGUUGAUCCGCAUUCAAGAAGAAAUAAAAGAAGUUGUACGUCGCGAAGAAGAACAUCGCCAACUUAUCACCGGUAGCUCCCUCAUAUCAACAGACGAAUACGAAAUGCACAAUGAAAAUGACAUUACUAAUGAUAAUAACGGUCAUAAUGACAAUGAUAGCUCUAAUAGCCUAUCAAUCAGUCCCUUACCACAUUCGUCUUUGAAUAACGGCGAAGAUUCCUUAUCACAUGGUAAAAAUAGCAUUAAUAGUAAAGAAUGUAUUGACGAGGACUCAGGAAUAUCAGCGUCGCCAAGUCCAAUAAAUGGCAUCUCAGCUACUCCUCUUUACAUAGAACCGAUGAAGCCGUCAAAAGAACAACGUUAUAUUGGUCCGAAUUUCUAUACAAUUACACCAGAACCACCCCGUCAGAUGAUGAUCGCGGGCACGGUUCCGGUUACACCCCCAGUUCUUAAUAGACAACGUAUCUUUGCUUUUAAUCCUGCAAACAAAGGGGUCAUGCAGCGCUUUAUAGCUUCUCGAGGAAAAUUACAACCAAGCAACAAUAAUACAACAGCAAAUCAAAUUAUAUUAAAUCCAAAAACCGCAAAUGUUUUGCUUAACAAUAAUAUUUCCACAUCAUCUAUCACGCCACCAACAGUUGUGUCAAGUGCAUUACACCCAGCAAUGACGCCUGAAGCCCUGACUCCUCCUAUAAUCAUACCAACGGUUACUAUGACUCCACCACAAAUCGAACGAGAUGCAGAAGGUAGAGUAAUUCGGCGAGGUUACGUACCAGCGGAGGUGAAGAUCCAGAAAGAGAUAAAGGACUUACAAGCUCGUGAGCAUGAACUGAAAAAGCGCAACAAAUUUCGACAAUCUACAUCCGAUUUACUAGAGUCAAUUGAAAACGACAAUGAACAAACAGAUGACGAAGAUUCCGAAGUAGAACAUUGUCUUGGACCUAGACAACUGCGUUCAGCGAAGUCUGUCACUGAAAUCUCCUACUCUACAUCAUUAAAUAAUAGCAUCUCUCCCAGAGCAACUCCUAGUCCUGAUUACGAUUUGAAAAAGAAUGGAGGUGGCACAAUGCGCCCCGCUAUGUCAUUGGCACAGUUGUGUGAUCUUACGCCUGAGGAGGCGCCCUCUUCGCACCGGCUCAUAGUGGAAUGGGAAAAUCGUAUACAAAUGAAUGCUGUGCGCAACACCACAGUGCCAAAUGAAGACUAGAUUCUAAUAAAUUAGAAAAACAAAUUAGCAAACACAGAUUAAAUGUAAACAUAUUUAUGUAUGCUGGGAAUAAUUAUGUAUGUACAUAAAAACUUUUGACUAAACAAAAUUCACAAUUACCAAACAAAGUAACAUAGCUGGAAUUUGUUACCAAUAUCUUUGUGGAAAAGUAUUAUAUUAUGUACAUACGUAUGUAUAUGUUACGAGUAUUUUACUAUUAAUCUUUAGGCAUUAAAAUAUCAUAGGGAGAUUCCACGAAACGAGGGUUGAGUUCGAAAUCACUCUAUGAUGACGAAAGCUAAAUAUUUUUAAAUCUUUAUGGUAUUUAUCUUUGUUAAAACGAAAUGAAAGUUAUAAAAAGCAACUUGUUAAUGAUCGAAGUAAAUCAGAAUAUAUUUAUUGCAUUUAAGAAACAUAUAAA
This is a messenger RNA of Bactrocera tryoni, 1888 nucleotides long. RefSeq lists its product as uncharacterized. Lineage: Eukaryota; Metazoa; Arthropoda; Insecta; Diptera; Tephritidae. The record is from RefSeq and is a predicted model, not a curated record. Bases 160 to 1467 code for a protein of 435 amino acids. The transcript has 5 exons.